Molecule: messenger RNA, 2358 nt
Organism: Peromyscus maniculatus bairdii (prairie deer mouse)
Lineage: Eukaryota; Metazoa; Chordata; Mammalia; Rodentia; Cricetidae
Source: RefSeq, a predicted model, not a curated record
AGCUUCAGGAAGGCCAUGUCGUGUGGGGUCCUCCUGCAAGGCAAGCACAUUUUCCUUCCUACUCAAGUGCAUUUUCCUCUGCUCCCGACCCUUCAGGGUCUCUUCUUUGAUGACUCCUAUGGCUUCUACCCAGGCCAAGUGCUCAUUGGCCCUGCUAAGAUCUUCUCCAGUGUCCAGUGGCUCUCGGGGGUCAAGCCUGUACUCAGCACCAAAAGCAAGUUCCGUGUGGUGGUGGAGGAGGUUCAGGUUGUGGAGUUGAAAGUCACGUGGAUUACCAAGAGUUUCUGCCCUGGGGGCACGGACAGCGUUAGCCCCCCACCUUCUGUCAUCACUCAGGAAAACCUAGGCAGGGUGAAGCGUCUCGGAUGCUUUGACCAUGCUCAGCGGCAGCUUGGGGAACGCUGUCUAUAUGUCUUCCCAGCCAAGGUAGAGCCGGCCAAGAUUGCCUGGGAAUGUCCAGAAAAAAACUGCGCCCAGGGGGAGGGCUCUAUGGCCAAGAAGGUGAAGCGCCUAUUGAAGAAACAGGUUGUGAGGAUCAUGUCCUGCGCCCCAGAUACCCAGUGCCCUAGGGAUCACUCCAUGGAGGACCCAGACAAGAAAGGGGAAGCCAGAGCCAAGAGUGAAGUAGGGUCUACCAGCCCCGAGGAGCAGCCUGACGGGUCCGCCAGCCCAGUGGAGAUGCAAGACGAGGGGCCAGAGGAGCCUCAGGAGACCGGCGAGCCACUGCCCCCCUUCCUGCUGAAGGAGGGCGCAGAGGACGGGCUGCACUCGGCAGAGCAGGAUGCCGACGACGAGGCCGCUGAUGACACAGAUGACAGCAGCUCAGUGACCUCCUCCGCCAGCUCGACGACCUCCUCCCAGAGCGGCAGCGGCACUGGUCGCAAAAAGAGCAUUCCCUUGUCCAUCAAAAACUUGAAGCGAAAACACAAGAGAAAGAAGAAUAAGAUUACGCGUGACUUCAAGCCUGGGGACAGGGUGGCCGUGGAGGUGGUGACUACAAUGACCUCAGCUGACGUGAUGUGGCAGGACGGCUCUGUGGAAUGCAACAUCCGUUCCAACGACCUCUUCCCGGUACACCACCUGGACAACAACGAAUUCUGCCCCGGAGACUUUGUGGUGGACAAGCGAGUCCAGAGCUGCCCAGACCCUGCUGUCUAUGGUGUGGUGCAGUCCGGGGACCAUGUUGGCCGUACCUGCAUGGUGAAGUGGUUCAAACUGCGGCCUAGUGGGGAUGACGUGGAGCUCAUUGGAGAGGAGGAGGAUGUGAGUGUCUACGACAUCGCUGACCACCCUGACUUUCGCUUCCGCACAACUGAUAUUGUCAUCCGCAUUGGGAACACUGAGGACGGGGCUCUGCCCAAGGAGGAUGAGCCAUCAGUGGGCCAGGUGGCCCGAGUAGACGUCAGUAGCAAGGUGGAAGUGGUGUGGGCUGACAACUCAAAAACCAUCAUCCUGCCACAGCACUUAUACAACAUCGAGUCUGAGAUCGAGGAGUCGGACUACGAUUCGGUAGAAGGCAGCACCAGUGGAGCGUCUUCGGAUGAGUGGGAAGAUGACAGUGACAGCUGGGAGACAGACAAUGGGCUGGUAGAUGACGAGCACCCCAAGAUAGAAGACCUGGCCAUCCUACCCCCAGAGCAGCUGGCUGCCCCUGAGGAGGACAAGGGGGUGGUAAUCAGUGAAGAGGCAGCCACAGCUGCCAUCCAGGGAGCCGUGGCCAUGGCUGCCCCCGUGGCAGGGCUGAUGGAGAAAGCUGGCAAGGAUGGGCCUCCCAAGAGUUUCCGGGAGCUGAAAGAGGCCAUCAAGAUCCUGGAGAGCCUCAAGAACAUGACUGUGGAGCAGCUGCUCACAGGGUCCCCCACCUCUCCCACGGUGGAGCCUGAGAAGCCGACCCGGGAGAAGAAGUUUCUGGACGACAUCAAGAAGCUCCAGGAGAACCUCAAGAAGACCCUAGACAAUGUGGCCAUCGCUGAGGAGGAGAAGAUGGAGGCGGUGCCCGACACAGAACGCAAGGAAGACAAACCCGAGGCACAGUCACCAGUGAAGGCCGAGUGGCCCAGUGAGACUCCUGUGCUCUGUCAACAGUGUGGUGGAAAACCUGGUGUCACCUUCACCAGUGCCAAGGGCGAGGUGUUCUCUGUGCUGGAGUUUGCACCCUCAAACCACUCCUUCAAGAAGAUCGAGUUCCAGCCUCCAGAAGCCAAGAAGUUCUUCAGCACAGUACGAAAGGAGAUGGCUCUGCUGGCCACCUCCCUGCCCGACGGCAUCAUGGUCAAGACAUUCGAGGACAGGAUGGCAAGUGGGCUGCUGGGAACUUGGGGACCAUUGGGGACUAAGGUGUAGCAGCACCCACAGGGG